Molecule: messenger RNA, 2124 nt
Organism: Danaus plexippus (monarch butterfly)
Lineage: Eukaryota; Metazoa; Arthropoda; Insecta; Lepidoptera; Nymphalidae
Gene: CycY
Product: cyclin-Y-like protein 1
Exons: 2
Coding region: 246-1253 (335 amino acids)
Biological process (GO): regulation of canonical Wnt signaling pathway; regulation of cyclin-dependent protein serine/threonine kinase activity
Cellular component (GO): plasma membrane
Molecular function (GO): protein kinase binding; cyclin-dependent protein serine/threonine kinase activator activity
Source: RefSeq, a predicted model, not a curated record
AGGAAGUUCUAGUCAAGAUAGUCAGCUUCUGUGAACUGUCAAGGUAGAAAAUGAAUUCCGCUCCGAUGUACAAUGUAAAUGUUUAAUAUAAUAUAAUAUUAAUAUCUUUAGUAAUGUGAUCAUUAAUGUAAAGUUACUAUGGGUUUAUAAGUCGUACUAGGUGUGCGGCACUAUUUAUGUGACUAAAGACGUUCUUGAAGAAUGAUAAUGAGUUAUUAUCUUUAACGUUCCUCGCUAAUUCAAUCAUGGGUAACCAGAACAGUUGCUGUUGUUACCGAAGUCCUUCACCAAUCCGAAAAGACAUCGUUAAACUAGAAGACUACCUUCCAGAAGGCGAAGUGAGUUCUAAUAAUAUUCAACAUAUAAGUGAAAGAGAACCCGACGAUGGUGACAUUGAUCCGUCACAAGAUCCAAUUGCUGGUACCAUUUUUAUGGAAAGAUCUAAAGCUUCAAUUGAGAAUGGCAUCACAAGAAAGCGAAGCCAGCACCAAAUUGCUGAAAAUAAAAUGAAAAAAAGUAGUUCAUGUUCUACUAUAUAUUUAGAUGAUAGCACCGUGUCACAACCUAACCUAAAGAACACUGUUAAAUGUGUAGCUUUAGCAAUAUACUAUCAUAUAAAAAAUAGAACAUCCGAGCGCAGACUCGAUAUAUUUGAUGAGAAAAUGCAUCCAUUAAGUAAAGAGGGGGUAAAUGAUGAUUAUGACAAGUAUAAUCCAGAACACAAACAGAUUUAUAAAUUUGUCAGAACAUUAUUUAAUGCUGCUCAGUUAACAGCAGAGUGCGCUAUAAUUACAUUAGUUUACUUGGAGAGACUUCUUAUAUGUGCCGAUCUUGACAUUGCACCAUCUAAUUGGAAAAGAAUUGUAUUAGGAGCAAUAUUACUCGCUAGCAAGGUUUGGGAUGAUCAAGCUGUGUGGAAUGUAGAUUACUGCCAAAUAUUGAAAGACAUCACUGUAGAGGAUAUGAAUGAGUUAGAGAGACAGUUUUUAGAAAUGUUACAGUUUAAUAUUAAUGUUCCAUCAAGUGUGUACGCAAAAUAUUAUUUUGAUUUACGUACACUGGCAGAGGCAAAUGAUUUAGCUUUCCCCAGUGAGCCCUUGAGUAAAGAAAGGGCACAGAAAUUGGAAGCAAUGUCAAGAGUUAUGGAGGAUAAAAUAUCAGCAGAAGUUAAGAAUGGCAUCAAAAAGUGGUCAAGCUUAGAUAAUGUCAAUUCAGGUGCUGGAGUCAGACGUAGUGUGGCCAUUUUAUCUUAAUUUCAAAAUUGAUCAAACAAUUCCAGAUAAUAAUGAAAGCAAGUUUGCACCUAAUUGUGAAAUAUAUUUUAAUUUUGGUGCGGUAUUAAUGGAUAAUAAUUUACAAUAAAUGUGAUGCAAACUGCCAAAUAUACAAUUUGGAAUCUAUUAAUCAAUACCAAUGGUAUUGUCAAUAAUUUUUAUAAUAUGAUUAAUGAUUGUUUUAAACAUAAUUAUGUUUUUCUAAAUGGAAGUGCACAAAAACAGGAAGUCUUGCUAGAAUACUGACGAUGUCAGCCUUAUGUGUUUUAUAGUAAUAAUAGUUUUUAAAAUGAAAGACUUACAAAAUGAGGUCCAAUAUAUUUUGUAUUAUACCAAUAAUCACUUAUUUGUUACUUAACCGUCAUUCUUACAUUCAUUCUUUCAAAAUUGGCUUCCAUAUUAACUUUUAUUUUCUCAAAGUUAGAAGCACAAAUAAAAUGCUUCAAAACUGACACUGCUUCAUGCUAACUUAGGCUAUUUAUUAGAAUGUGAAAUUGACUGAAUUAAGGAUCUUGUGAUUGUGGUAUGAAUGUUAAUAUGUUUCUAGGAAUUAUAUUUUUAUUGCAUUUAGAAUUCCAGGUAGUUAUAUAUUAAAUUAUGCCAAAUUAUUUUGUAAUCAAAUCAAAUGUGUAACAUCAUUAGUUAGAAUUUGUUACAUUAUACAAUCAAGAUAUAUUAUUUCAAUAGAAAAUAAAUAUUUAUACACCAUUAUACAAUAAAAUGGGAAUUGAUUAAGUUGUACUAUUUAAACUUUAAAGCAAUUAACAUUUGUGAUUAAGUUAUGCAGUCCAUACUUUUAUGUAUCAUAAUUGUAAUUAAGUAAAAUAAACAUUUUAUAUGAGACUUUUAA